Molecule: messenger RNA, 1443 nt
Organism: Humulus lupulus (European hop)
Lineage: Eukaryota; Viridiplantae; Streptophyta; Magnoliopsida; Rosales; Cannabaceae
Exons: 2
Coding region: 1-1443 (480 amino acids)
Source: RefSeq, a predicted model, not a curated record
AUGGCCAAGAAUGAUGUUGUGAUUCAGAGCCAAGCGACAUCCUUGAGGAACCUAGAGAUUCAAGUGGGGCAGCUAGCUAAUGAGCUAAAGAAUAUACCACAAGGCACCUUGCCUAGUGAUACUGAAAAUACAAGGAGAGAUGGUAAAGAGCAUUGCAAGGCGGUUACCUUGAGAAGUGGUAAAAAUCUGGAGUUGACUGAGGAUAAUUCUAAGAGCAACAGUGAGCUCACUUCAAUCCAAAGUAGUGUGGAAAAGGAAGACAGAGUUAUGAAUUCAAAAAUAUCAAAUUCUGAUCCUGAAGUAAUUGCUGCAGCAAUUCCUCAGCAAAAUGCAAGAGAGAAGUCUAUGAGCAAGCCACCUCAACCAUUUCCUCAGCGCUUUCAAAAGCAGCAACAAGAUGGUCAACUCCGAAGAUUUUUAGAUGUUUUAAAACAGCUUCACAUCAAUAUAUCGUGGGUGGAAGCUUUGGAGCAAAUGCCCAACUAUGUGAAAUUUUUUAAGUACAUUUUAACUAUGAAAAUGAGGCUUGGAGAAUUUGAAACGGUAGCUUUGACUGAAGGUUGUAGUGCGAUAUUGAAGAAUAAAAUUCCUCCUAAAUUCAAACAUUCGGGUAGCUUCAUAAUUCCUUGUUCUAUUGGUGGUAGAGAUGUUGGUAGAGUACUUUGUGAUUUGGGGGCUAGUAUCAAUUUGAUGCCCAUGUCAAUUUUCAAGAGGUUGGGGAUUGGAGAAGCAAGAUCAACCACAGUCACUUUGCAAUUAGCAGAUCGAUCUAUGGCACAUCCGAAAGGAAGGAUUGAGGAUGUACUUGUGCAAGUUGAUAAAUUCAUUUUUCCAGCAGAUUUCAUCAUUCUUGAUUAUGAAGCAGAUAGAGAUGUUCCUAUUAUCUUGGGUAGGCCAUUUCUAGCUAUCGGGAAGACUUUGAUUGACGUACAAAACAGGGAGCUUACUAUGAGGGUGAAUGACCAACAAGUUACUUUUAAUGUCUUCAACGCUAUAAAGUUUCCAGAUGAGAUUGAGGAAUGCUCUCGACUGAGUGUAAUUGAGAUAAUUGUCGAUGAAAAAUUCCACAAGGAAGCUUUUAAAGAUGGAAUGGGUUUAAGGUCACUUGAAAAGCUUGAAGACUUAAGUGAAGAGGAAGAAAGGUAUUCAUGCUAUAAUAAGAUUUCCAUUGUGCAAGAAGACCAAGAGAAGACUACCUUCACUUCUCCUUAUGGCAACUUUGCCUUUAGAAGGAUGUCGUUUGGGUUGUGCAAUGCUCCCACCACUUUCCAACGUUGUAUGAUGGUGAAUUUUUCAGAUAUAGUGGAAAAGUCUCUUGAAGUCUUCAUGGACGAUUUUUCAGUAUUUGAUGAAUCCAUUGAAACUUGUUUGACUAACUCUGAACAAGUCUUGGCUAGAUGUGAAGAAACGAACUUGGUACUUGUUGACGCGGUUCUUCGCUAA